Lampris incognitus (smalleye Pacific opah) is the source of this 4294-nucleotide messenger RNA. RefSeq names its product xeroderma pigmentosum, complementation group C (gene xpc). Gene Ontology annotation, molecular function: single-stranded DNA binding; damaged DNA binding. The transcript is spliced from 13 exons. Bases 140 to 2662 code for a protein of 840 amino acids. Lineage: Eukaryota; Metazoa; Chordata; Actinopteri; Lampriformes; Lampridae. Gene Ontology annotation, biological process: nucleotide-excision repair; mismatch repair. Gene Ontology annotation, cellular component: XPC complex; nucleus; cytoplasm. The record is from RefSeq and is a predicted model, not a curated record.
UAAACUGUAUUCUUCCUCCAAGUCAACAAGGGUCUCCACCUCCAUCACUUCUACUUCGAUCAUUCCUAGUAAAUAUUUCCAGCCUCUGCUGAAGGAGGAGGAAGAAACUGAUGAUGAUGAUGACUUCCAAACAGUGGCCAUGAAAUCGCCUGUUGUCACAGCAGACACUGUGCAGCCAGUGAUAGAGAAGAUGGAGGAAGGCGAGGAGGAGGAGAGUGAGGAAGAUGAUUGGGAGGAAGUGGAAGAGCUGUCUGAACCUCUGGGUCCAGCAGAACCAUCGGAGCCUGCCCUUCCCUCUCAGCCAGUAGAAAUAGAGAUUGAGACUCCAGCUCUCCAGCAGAGAAGACUGAAAAAGGAGAAGAGGAAGGCAGAGUUUGAGGCAUACUUGAGACGAAUGGUCAAUCGCUUCAACAAGGACCUAUUGAUGGACACGCAUAAGGUACACUUGCUGUGCCUGAUAGCUAAUGGGAUGUUCCGGAACCGCCUGUGCAGUGAACCAGAUUUGCUGGCUAUCACUUUGUCCCUACUGCCCGCCCACUUCACCAUGGUAUCCAAGAAGCGCAUUGACCAAAACUAUCUCUCUGGAUUGCUUAAAUGGUUUGGAGCCACGUUCACCUUCAACCCAAGUCUUCCUUACGAGGAGCAUCUAGACCCCAGGGCCCUGCUGGAGAGACGACUGGCCAGCCUGUCUGCCAGGAACCAUCAGGAGAUGACGCACCUGUUCCUGUUGGUCCUGCGGUCUCUGCAGUUCUUCUGCCGAUUGGUUGUUUCUCUGCAGCCAAUUUCUCUCAAACUCCCUCCUGCCAAGGGCAAAGGAGCUAAAGGUGCUGGCAGUCCCCAAGGAGAGAAGAAGCCCAACACCCAGAAAACCUCCCAAAAGAUCUCUCCUGAACCCAAAGCCUCCCCUGGUACCAAGCGACCUGCUGCGGCGGGGAGGAGCACAGGAGAGAGAGGUGGAAAGAAAGCCAAGAAGAAAGAUGUUAAAGAGGAUGAGGAAGAGGAGGGAGAGAGGAGGAUAAUAGUUGGAGGGCAAAAACCGAAAAAUGCCAAACGCCGAAGCAUAGCCUCAAAGGUCAACUACAAGGAGCAGAGUGACAGCGAGGGGGAAGAGGAGGAGCCUAGCGAUGGGGAUGAGUUUCAGGUGACCAGUGAGGAGGAGAGCGGAGAGUUCGAGGGCAGGGCUAAACCCAAGAAGGGGAAGAAGGCUAAAGACAAGAGCAAGGCCAAAACAAAAAACUGCAGCAAAACGGCUGUGAAACAAGAAAAUGAGAGGGUGAAAAAAGAAGACAAGGACUGGGAGGAAGAGGGAGAAGAAGCAGAGGAAGGAAAGACGAGCCAAAGGACAAAUCGAAGAAGUGGGAAACAAAGAGAGGGAGGGGGUGCGGACGAGUGGUUGGAAGUAUAUCUGUACAAAACUGCCACCUGGGUCUGCGUGGAUGUGGAACACGGUGUCGGGCAGCCGCAACUCUGCUCCCGGAGUGCAACACAACCUUUGACGUACGUGGUGUCGGUGGACGAGGAGGGCCAUCUGAAGGACCUGGGCAAGAAAUACGACCCCACGUGGAUGACGUCGUCCAGAAAGAGGAGGGUGGAUGAAGAUUGGUGGGAGGAGACGUUGGAGCCGUUCCUGGGACAAGAAGACGAGAGGGACAAACGAGAGGACAAGGAGCUCAAUGCUAAGCUGCUGGACAAACCUCUGCCUACCUCUAUAGCGGAGUAUAAGAACCAUCCUCUGUAUGUCUUAAAGCGACACCUACUGAAAUACGAGGCUAUCUACCCCCCCACAGCGGCUGUACUGGGAUACUGCAGGAGAGAGGCUGUGUACUCGAGGGACUGUGUGCACACACUCCACUCCAGAGACACGUGGCUAAAAGAAGCACGGACUGUCAGACUGGGAGAGGAGCCAUUCAAAAUGGUGAAGGGUUUCUCCAAUCGCUCUCGAAAGGCAAGGAUGAUGUCAGAGCAGAAAGAUGAAAAUGACCUGCCUCUUUUUGGGGAGUGGCAAACAGAGGAGUACCAACCUCCUUUAGCUGUGGACGGGAAGGUUCCUCGUAACGACUAUGGUAAUGUAUAUCUGUUUAAGCCGUGUAUGUUACCAGUGGGCUGCGUUCACCUGAGGCUGCCCAACCUGCACCGCGUGGCGAGGAAACUAGAUGUAGAUGCUGCCCCUGCUGUCACAGGCUUCGAUUUCCAUGGGGGAUACUCACAUGCUGUGACUGAUGGUUACAUUGUGUGUGAGGAGCAUGAGGAGGUCCUCAGAGCAGCCUGGGUAGAGGAACAGGAGAUACAGAAACAGAGGGAGAAAGAGAAGCGAGAGAAGAGGGCAACUUCCAAUUGGACUCUUCUGGUGAAGGGCCUUCUGAUCAGAGAGAGGCUUCAACAGCGCUACGGCAAGAAGAACCAGGGACCCGUUGGAGCAGGAGCCUCGCAUCAAACUCACACCCAAGAUGUUGACGGAGGAGGCGGGCUUUCCUCUGAUGAUGAGGACGGUGAGAGUGAAGGUCCUAGAGCUAAGACAGCAGCUGAGACUCUGGCCAUGUCCUGGCCCCAAAACAGACAGGAGGAGGGAGAUGAAGCUAGUGCCAGUGGACUGAAGAAGAAGACAAGUAAACGAGAGAAGAGAGGGCAGGAGAAAAACUUGUUUCCAUUUGAGAGAGUGUGAUGUUGGACAUAAAAAAGACCCAAAGGUUGGCAGAGAGCAUUAUUCUCCUUUUCAGUAUAAUGUAAAACAUCUACUAGCCACAAAUUAGAGGCACCGUUCCAAAACCCUACAGUACUUGGGUUCUAUUCAGAUGCAGGCUCAAACUCCGGAGAAAAGAGGUUCAAUACAUGAUGGAAAACAGUUGGGGGGGGGGGGGACAAAGCCCUUGAUACGGCUUUUUUUUCCCCACCUGAUACUUCCCCCUGGAAGAUUUUCAGAUACCUUGAAAUUGGAUUAAGCCUUGCUUAUGUGCCUCAUUGUUUAGGGAGUUGCCCACAUCAACAUGCCUGUUCUGGGGUUUUUUUUUCCAGGUUUGAGGAUUUGGCCUGUCAUGGCAACAUCAUGUUACCGUGCUCAGUCAGUAAUAGGUGAUAGGUGGAAAUGGAUUUGCGUUCCUUGAAAACCAGCUGCUUGUUGAUAUGCUCAGAGAAGUUAAACAAAUACAGGAAAUAGCCAGGAGAUAAUGCUUGGAUUAUGCUUGGAUGGAGGGCUUGGAUUCCCAUUGAAAAAAUGUCUUUAUUUUUUUUAUGUCCGUAACACAGAAUCGAAAUGUCUGUUUUGUACUUCUAUGACACUGUUAUGUAAACCUGUUAUAAUGUUAACUUUUAUGUAAUGUUAACUUUUAUGUACUAGCUAUCUGCAUCGUCAAAAACGUUUGAAAAUGUGUUGCUGGAUAAUUCUGUAAUACUAGCAGAGAUCGGUAGCGUAGUCCUCACAAGUACCCCGAUUGGCCUUUAUGUUAUCCAUACUCUGUAUAACUACAUAUGAAUUGCAGUCAAACAUGCAAUUUGUGCUCCCCCAUUGAUUUAGAUCAACUGCUUGUGGAGGCAUACAGGAUGGCUACCGAUAUGAGCUGUGAUAUCAAGUUAUAAAGGGUUUCCUGUGCUACUGUACACAUACUCUCAAUUACGAAUCAGUUCCUGUCCAUAGUAAAUGUGGGUCAGUGUGAACUCUCUGUGGACACAAAGCCUAGAAAACACUCAAACCUCUUCUCCGGGAGGUGUUCACUGUCACCUGUUAGACUGAACACCAGGGAAUCAGUAAACUGGUUCCUUGGCCUAACACACACAAACACCACAUCAACAGAUGCGAGAUUUCACUCACGUCCAUGCCCGACAUGUGAACAUUUCCGCUCAUGUCACACCUGUAUAGUAUUUUCUUUCUGUCUGUCUUUCUCUUUCUAGUUAGGCUGCUUCCCAGGAGGUUCUGUUGUCUAUUUUGAAUGGUUCUUAUUCAACCUUUCCUUCACUCACACUGCCUCACACUCUGUAGCAUUCCCUUUCACACCCUUAUCUCUUUCUUUUUAUGCAAUCUCUCACAUCUCUUACCGUGUUGGAAUGUGACAGAAAAUAACCGUAUUCAUAAUGGUAAAUAAUGUUUUGUACUGGGAGUAUUUUUCUAAGAAUUUUUUUAAAUGCAAGUGAAAAUGACAAAAAUUACAUUUGUGCUAUUUUUCCUCUUGUGUAAGCGCAUCUUUAUAUAUUAAUUUCAGUUGAUCAGGGAUUACUUUGAAAACACGUGUGUAACAUGCAUCUGAGUGCAUGCGUCUUAAAAUUGUCAAGGAUAACAGCAUGUAAAAAAAACAAUUUCCAC